Messenger RNA from Perkinsus marinus ATCC 50983, 281 nucleotides. RefSeq lists its product as hypothetical. NCBI's taxonomy places the organism in Eukaryota, Perkinsozoa, Perkinsida, Perkinsidae. The transcript has a single exon. The record is from RefSeq and is a predicted model, not a curated record. The annotation marks the transcript as partial.
AUGCUUCCCCUCAAGAACUGCUACAUCGUCUGUACUGGCCCCAAUGGCGUCAAGGAGACGGAGUCCAACGGAGACACUGCUGCUGGUGAACGAACCUAUGCUAGCUCCGACUACAACCACGGCUACUACAACCACUCCCAUUGGCAGUAUGGUAGCCCCUAUCAUAAACAAAACAAGUGGCGUUCGUGGAGGAACUGGUACCCAAGGAGAAGUCCCACGACUACUAUGGAUGGACUAACUCUCAAAAAAAAUGGAAUGGUGGUACAACGACUACAACAACG